AUGCGCUAUGUCUUGAUUCUUGCCAAUGGGCAAUUUGGUUGGUCCAAUGAUAUGCAUUACGGCCCUCUUCACAACUAUCUGAAUGCUCUUUGCCCCCUUACACCUCAACAAGAGAAGAUAGCAUGUCUCCUAGGGUUUGGCACUCCUUCCACCUACACGUCCACGCUGGCCACUACCCAAAUCUUCACUGCUCGCUCUGGUGUACUUUUCCAAAAUGGGCUGUGGGUGCAGGAGCUGUGA
This is a messenger RNA of Cryptococcus amylolentus CBS 6039, 240 nucleotides long. RefSeq lists its product as hypothetical. The record is from RefSeq and is a predicted model, not a curated record. The coding region runs from base 1 to 240 and encodes 79 amino acids. The transcript has 2 exons. NCBI's taxonomy places the organism in Eukaryota, Fungi, Basidiomycota, Tremellomycetes, Tremellales, Cryptococcaceae.